AUGUCAGAAGUAGAAGAUAACAGCCCUGGCGGGUUGAAGGAAGAGAUUGAUGAUUUGUUUGGGGACGAGGGGGAGGAACCACAACAAAACGAGGCAUAUUUGAAGAGUGAAACUGAAGAUGCUCCAUCGGGACGCAUUGACUUUGAUCAGUCAAGUGAUGGGGAAGACUACGAUGACGCAGAUUCAGAAAAGAAUAUCCUAGAACUAUCGCUACCUCGACAUGCUGUAACAGCGUUGACAGAAGGGACACAAAUUUUGAAAACGCCAAUGCAUUUGAACAUCGACCCACAUCCAUUUGACCCGACUACAUUUAAAGAAGAAGUAGAGAAUAAUGCCCUUGAAAGGGUGCAAAAGGGGUUGACUUCCAAGCAGAUAUACAAUGAGCAAUUGGCGGAAAAAUUGAUCAAUGCUUCCACUAUUAGAUGGAGAUAUCACAAUUCCGGAAACGAUGAAAUAGUGAAGCAGUCGAAUGCACAUUUCGUCCAGUGGGAUGAUGGAACUGUCAGUUUAAAGAUUGGUAACGAAAUGUUUGAUGUCAAGAGUUUGCCAACUACUGACAACUAUUUGGUGAAGUCGUACAAGACUGCUGAAAUCUUGCAAACUGACAGUCUCAUUGAAAAGACGAUUAAUUUGUUGCCAGCAUCAAAUGACUCAAUACAUAAGAGGCUAACCCAGGUGAUGAAGAAUAUACACUUUAAGGAUAAGAUCUUAAACACAACGACGGAAGACGAUCCAUUGAAGAAGCAAAGAAUUGCUGAUGAAAAUGAGAGGAAAAAGAUGAAGAUGAAGAGGCAACUAGAGAGUAGGAGGAGAUUGGAGGAGGAAAAAUUUGAAAGAGGUGACAGUCCUGCAUCGGGAUUCAAAGAGAGUUCGUAUGCUAGAUUUGCAAGAACAUAUGGUGACGAAGAAGAGAAUGCGGGUGAGGAAUAUGAUGAGGAAGAUGAUUUUGUAGCUGGAGAUGAAGAAGAGCUUGAGAGAUAUGAUGAUGAUGAGGAGGAGGAGGAGGAAGGGGAAGGGGAAGGAGAAGGAGAAGAGGAAGAGGAAGAAUUUGAAAAAGGUGCCGAAAGAUUACGUAAGUUGAAAGAGGAAGGUCAAGCUAAAUACAGGGAUUUGGCGGAAGAGGAGACUAGAAAAAGAAGAAGGAUUAUAGAAAGUGAUGAAGAUGAAUAG
Messenger RNA from Lodderomyces orthopsilosis Co 90-125, 1170 nucleotides. RefSeq lists its product as uncharacterized. The transcript has a single exon. Gene Ontology annotation, cellular component: Cdc73/Paf1 complex; nucleus. The coding region runs from base 1 to 1170 and encodes 389 amino acids. Gene Ontology annotation, molecular function: RNA polymerase II C-terminal domain phosphoserine binding. The record is from RefSeq and is a predicted model, not a curated record. Gene Ontology annotation, biological process: transcription elongation by RNA polymerase II; positive regulation of transcription elongation by RNA polymerase II. Lineage: Eukaryota; Fungi; Ascomycota; Pichiomycetes; Serinales; Debaryomycetaceae.